CCUGACACACUAAAUGUUCCCCGGUUUCCGAAAUUCAAAAGGAGGAGACAGCUAAAGGCAAAAAACCUGGCAAUGACGAAGUGACUCCAAGUUCUCCCGAACUUGAUUGCCGUGGACCUCCUCCUAUGACGGGUCGACGUCUUAGGGCCUUUCUGUAUAAAAAGCAGCGCGAAAAACUUGAACUUUCAACAAAAGCCUUGUAUUGGUACAAUAGGGACUGCCAACGGCGUGGGCUUCCCACAUACAAGCUUGUGGAGACAUUGGGAUUGGAAGGUUGCGUUCUUAAACGCGGCCUUACGCGCCAUUUCAACUUCAACGCCCGACCGAAAGAUGAUCCUUGUGCUCCUCUAGAGCUCUUUUUUGGUGAAAGGGUGGUCAGUUGGGAGGGAUUGUUGGAAACGCGUUGCUACAAGAUGGGGACCAAGUCUCCUGAACCUGAUGUUGGACGUAAAGCAUGCAAACUUUGCCGGGAGAUUUGUCACCCAAGGGGCGAGAAAUAUUAUGGGUCCGUUGUUGGUUGACCACCUACUGUGAGCCAGCCCUCUGUCGAGAUACCUUUGUUGGUAUUCUAAAGAGACUCUUGGUGUGGUCUGGAGUGCGCAUGGCCCAAGCGUAAUUAUCUAAAACUUCUCGACUGGGCUGGGCUCACAAUCAAAGAAAAAGCAUGAGGAACU
Messenger RNA from Cuscuta campestris, 674 nucleotides. NCBI's taxonomy places the organism in Eukaryota, Viridiplantae, Streptophyta, Magnoliopsida, Solanales, Convolvulaceae. The record is from the annotation of a GenBank genome assembly.